This is a messenger RNA of Conger conger (European conger), 6279 nucleotides long. Its product is annotated as kinesin-like protein KIF21A. The coding region runs from base 339 to 5042 and encodes 1567 amino acids. Gene Ontology annotation, molecular function: ATP binding; microtubule motor activity; microtubule binding. The record is from RefSeq and is a predicted model, not a curated record. Gene Ontology annotation, biological process: mitotic spindle organization; microtubule-based movement. The transcript has 36 exons. NCBI's taxonomy places the organism in Eukaryota, Metazoa, Chordata, Actinopteri, Anguilliformes, Congridae.
CACACUCGGCCGACGAGCCUGUCGGAGACAGCACGGAGAGAGGGCUUUGGGCGAGAACAGCCAUGUCAUUGAAUUAAGGGCGCAACGAAAUGCUUGCUCGGCGAACCUGCGGCUGCUACAGGAGGCAAACAGCUGACGGAAUCGGCCGCUGUGGACACUGAAAGACGUUAGGUUUCAAUGAACAUGGUUGAGAGGAAGAGGUGCGCUCGUGCUGUUGCUGUAGUCUAGAGCAGCCUGGACGGAGACUCUCUCGGCAGUUCACCAAUACAACAAAUAACAAAACACCGAUUCAUUUCCAUCAUUCGAGUCGUUGUCAGUAAACGCUGGAUACUAUAACCAUGUCUACCGGACAGGACGAAAGCUCGGUCCGGGUGGCUCUGAGGAUCCGACCCCAGCUGGCCCGGGAGAAGAUCGAGGGCUGCCACAUCUGCACCUUCGUCACUCCUGGCGAGCCCCAGGUCACCCUGGGCAAGGACAAGGCCUUCACGUACGACUACGUGUUCGACAUGGACUCCGGGCAGGACGCCAUCUACGCCGACUGCACCGAGAAGCUCAUCGAGGGCUGCUUCGAGGGCUACAACGCCACCGUCUUCGCCUACGGACAGACGGGCUCGGGGAAGACCUACACCAUGGGCACGGGGUUUGACGUGAGCAUCGGGAGCGAGGAGCUGGGCAUCAUCCCGCGCGCCGUCCGGCACCUGUACCGCGGCGUGGAGGAGCGCCGCAGGCUGGCCUCAGAGCAGGGCCGGCCCCAGCCCGAGUUCAAGAUCAACGCCCAGUUCCUGGAGCUGUAUAACGAGGAGGUGCUGGACCUGUUUGACUCCACGCGGGACACUGAGGUCAGGAAGCAGAAAUCGCACAUCAAAAUCCACGAAGACGCCAACGGAGGGAUCUAUACCGUGGGAGUGACCACACGCACAGUCAGCUCAGAGGCCGAGAUGCUGCAGUGUCUGAAGCUGGGUGCUCUCUCUCGCACCACUGCCAGCACUCAGAUGAACGUGCAGAGCUCUCGCUCCCACGCCAUCUUCACCAUCCACCUGUGCCAAGUGCGCGUGUGUGCGCCCGAGAACGACGAUCAGAAGGACAACAGGAUAGCAAACAGCUCCUCGGAGAUGAACGAGUUCGAGACCCUGACCGCCAAGUUUCACUUCGUGGACCUGGCGGGGUCCGAGAGGCUGAAACGCACAGGGGCCACUGGGGAGCGGGCCAAGGAGGGCAUCUCCAUCAACUGCGGACUGUUGGCGCUAGGCAACGUGAUCAGCGCCCUGGGGGACCGGAGCAGGAAGGCGACACAUGUCCCGUACCGCGACUCCAAGCUCACGCGACUCCUGCAGGACUCCCUGGGGGGUAACAGCCAAACGAUGAUGAUCGCCUGCAUCAGCCCGUCGGACCGAGACUUCAUGGAGACGCUGAACUCGCUCAAGUACGCCAACCGCGCCCGGAACAUCAAGAACCGCGUGGUGGUGAACCAGGACCGGGCCAGCCAGCAGAUCAGCGCCCUGCGCACCGAGAUCGCCCGGCUGCAGAUGGAGCUGAUGGAGUACAAGACGGGCAAGCGGAUGGUGGGGGAGGACGGCAUGGAGAGCAUAAACGACAUGUUCCAGGAGAACUCCAUGCUGCAGACGGAGAACAGCAACCUGCGCGCGCGCGUCAAGGCCAUGCAGGAGACCAUCGACGCCCAACGAGCCCGGCUCACACAGUUCCUGAGUGACCAGGCCAACCAGGCGCUCGCUAGAACAGGCGAGGGGAGUGAGGAGAUCGGGAACAUGAUUGAGAAUUACAUCAAGGAGAUCGAGGAGCUCAGGGCGAAGCUGCUGGAGAGCGAGUCGAUGAACGGGAACCUGCGGAAGAGCCUGUCCCGCGCCGCCACGCGCUCGCCCUUCUACAGAGGCCCCGAGAACGACCCCGCCGACAUCAUCCAGAUGGCCAAGAAGGACGUGGAGAAGCUGCGCAAGAGGGAGCGCCGCAAGAAGAAGAGGCUCCAGACGCUGGGAGAGCUUCAGCAGGAGGACAGUGCUGAUGACAGUGUCGUCAAAGAGGAGCUUCCUGACAACGAGCAGCACACGGGAUUGGAGAAAGAGCUGUCUGAGCAAGCCAAUGAGGAAGCAGAGAUGCAGGACAGACAGGAAGGAAGUGAUCAUGAAGAAGGAGAUGAGGAAGAGGAGGAUGAAGAAGAGGAGGAAAUAGAGGUGGACGAGAGUUCGGACGAGGGGGACUCCGAGCUGGAAGAGAAAGAGGACUUCCAGGCGGACCUGGCCAACAUCACAUGUGAGAUCGCCAUCAAGCAGAAGCUGAUCGACGAGCUGGAGAACAGCCAGCGGCGUCUGCACACGCUCAAACAGCAGUACGAGCAGAAGCUCAUGAUGCUGCAGAGCAAGAUCCGAGACACGCAGCUGGAGAGGGACCGCGUGCUGCAGAACAUGGGCUCGGUGGAGACGUUCACUGAGGAGAAAGCCAAGAAGAUCAAGACGGACUACGAGAAGCGCCUGACCGUGAUGAACAAGGAGAUGCAGAAGCUGCAGUCGGCACAGAAGGAGCACGCCCGGCUCCUGAAGAACCAGUCGCAGUACGAGAGGCAGCUGAAGAAGCUCCAGCAGGACGUGGGCGAAAUGAAGAAAACCAAGGUCCGUCUGAUGAAGCAGAUGAAGGAGGACCAGGAGAAGAACCGCAUGAAGGAGCUGAAGAGGAGUCGCGAGAUCGCGACGUUAAAGAAGGACCAGCGCAAACAGGAGCUCCAACUGAAACAGCUGGAGGCCCAGAAGAGACAGCAGGAGCUGAUUCUGCGCAGGAAAACUGAGGAGGUGACAGCACUCCGGCGUCAGGUGAGGCCUACGUCAGGAAAGGUGAGCCGCAAGGUGAGCUUACCUGAGCCUCUGCCGGACCCCUCCUCCCGGACCCCCGCGGGGCGGACACACACUGCCAGCUCCGCAGCGUCAAACGGAACCAGGAAGAACCAGAGGAGCAUGGUGGGCAUGUACACCACCAGGGGGGCGCGGACCAAAUGGCAGUUGCUGGAGAGGCGUAUCAGUGACAUCAUCAUGCAGAGGAUGACCAUCUCCAACAUGGAGGCAGACAUGAACCGGCUGCUCAAGCAAAGGGAAGACCUGACCAAGCGGAGGGAGAAAGCAUCCAAGAAGAGGGACAGGGUGGCCCCGGAGGGGCCCGACGCAGACAGGACCCGCCUGUCCCUCAGCGAGGAGGUGGAGGCUCUGACGGCCAACAUCGACUACGUCAACGACAGCAUCGCCGACUGCCAGGCCAACAUCAUGCAGAUGGAGGAGGCAAAGGACGAAGGGGGCGUGGUGGACGUCACCUCGGUGAUCAGCACCUGCACCCUGUCGGAGUCACGCUUCCUGCUCGACCACUUCCUGUCCAUGGCCAUCAACAAGGGCCUCCAGGCAGCUCAGAAGGAGUCCCAGGUCAAGGUGAUGGAGGGCCGUCUCAAACAGACGGAGAUCAACAGCGCCACCCAGAACCAGCUGCUCUUCCACAUGCUGAAGGAGAAGGCCGAGUUCAACCCCGAGCUGGACGCCCUGCUGGGGAACGCCCUGCAAGAACUGGGUAACGUACCCGACGAGGAAGGUGAGGAGAGCAGCAGCGAUGAAUCGGCCCAGAGUCCCUCCGCUGAAGGAAGCUCUUUGGCCUCGGACCUCAUGAAACUGUGUGGAGAGACCAGGCCGAGGAGUAAGGCCCGGAGGAGGACCACCACUCAGAUGGAGCUCCUGUACGCCAGCAGCAGCGACCCCGCCCUCGACCUGCCCGGCGGCGAGUUCCCCGCCCCUCUCCUCCCAGUGGCUGAGACCCAGGAGGCGGGGGAUCAGAAGUCGCUCGGAGACCCUGUCGCCCCCCCCUCGGGCCUGCCCGUGAAGCUGGUCAGGAGCCCCAGUCCCAGAGCCCUGCCUGUGGUGGACAGACGGGCUCCUGAGACCUCCCCGCUCACCAGGAGGAAGGGUCAGGCGCUGGCUGACAGGGCCAGGGAAAAGGAGGGCAAACACUUAGAUGAGAGCGAGUCUUCUGGACCGGAGGGGCACAGGGGCGUGAUAAACUCGGUGGCGUGUGGGAAGAGCGUGGCCGGGCCGGGGGCGGGGCUGCGGUGCGUGCAGGUGGCGGAGGGACACCUGAAGGCCGUGCUGUGUGUGGAGGCCACCGACGACCUGCUCUUCACCGGCUCCAAGGACCGCAGCUGUAAGGUGUGGAACCUGGUGACGGGGCAGGAGAUCAUGGCCCUGGGGGGGCACCCUGGGGGGGUGGUGUCGGUGAGGUACACCUCCAGCCUGGUGUUCACCGUCUCCACCGCCUACAUCAAAGUGUGGGACAUCCGCGACUCCGCCAAGUGCAUCCGCACGCUCACAUCAUCAGGUCAGGUAACCGCGGGCGACGCCUGUGCGGCCAGCUCCGCCCGCCCCCCCUCCAUCCCUCCGGGCGAGGCCCAGAUCAGCCAGGCCGCCCUCAACCCCGCCGGAACCUUCCUCUACGCCGCCGCGGGCAGUGCCAUCCGCAUGUGGGACCUGAGGAGGUUUGUGUCCACGGGGAAACUGACGGGACACCAGGGCGCCAUUACGUGCCUGACCGUGGACCAGACGAGAAACGGGCAGGACCUGGUCCUCACCGGGUCCAGAGACCGCUGCGUCCGGGUGUUCGAGGUGUCUGGAGGGACUCAGGGGGUCGUGACCCCGGCGCACAGUCUGGAGCCCCUCCACGCUGACGGGGUGGAGGCCCUGCUGGUGCAGGGGGACCGGCUUUUCAGCGGGGCGCGGGACGGGGGCGUGUGCAAGUGGGACCUGUCCCGCAAGCAGCUGGAGGAGCACGUGGAGAGUGCACACAGUGACUGGGUUUCUGCGUUGGGCAUGGUGCCGGGCUGCCCCACCCUGCUGAGCGGGGGCAGGGACGGGGUCCUCAGGCUGUGGCAGGCGGGAUCCCUGGGGCCCCUGGGAGAGCUGAGGGGCCACGAGGGCCCCAUCACCGGCAUCGCUUCCAACAGCAGCCACCUCUACACCGCCUCCGAAGAUCAGACUGUGAAGAUCUGGCGAGCACAGUCGUAAUCUCGCUAACGGACCGCCGUGUUGAGCAUCUUUGAGACGGAGGUGUCAGGCAUCCUGAUCAGACUGCAUGGGCCAAUACCCUCGCUUCCUUCAGCGUAACCGUGGUGACCCGGUCUCACCUGAGGACUCUGCUCCACCUCAGCACUGACCUUUAUAAAACCUGCAAUCUGCGGGGGUCCUGAUCUGGCAGCUCCUCAGCACAACACAGCAAGAGCCUUCCAGGUGUGCCAGGGUGUAGAAUAGUGCUGCCAAAUAUGGUCCCGCUAAGUACGACUCCCUGAAAUGUGAUCCUGCUAAAUACAGUCCUGCUAAAUACGGCCCCGUGCAACUGGUGAACCCACUCACUGUCUGUGAGGGGAAUAGCAUUCUGGAGCUGGUCUCUGGGAUGAAAGGUCUUAGGUCACACAGCACUGCCCGCUGCCUCUGUGUUCUGGAACUCUUUAAGGUGGUUUCGACUUAAAUCGUUCACCAUUCAACCCUUUAAUGUGUGAGGUCACAAAUACGUGAUUAGACUGUUCUUAAGUGAUCCUUCUAAAGCUGAUGUCACAAUCACAGCUGGCCAUUGUAAGCGAUGGACUUCUAGAACACUGGAUUAGAAUUUUGAGAAAAACAUUCCAAAACACCUGCUCUUCAGAGGGGUUAAGUGUUUAGGGUUUUCGGUGAUGUCUGUCCAGACCUGCAAACAAACAGCCAAAGUGUACGCUUCACAAGAGGUCUGAAAAUGCCUCUUCCCUGUUUUAAACCUGAGCUUUAAUGUUCACAUCUACUCGUAGCAUUUCAAUACUCUCGCUCCACGUGAACAGAUUCAUUUUCCGUACGUACGCAGGUUUUUAUUUUCUGCUGUCAUGGUCAUUGUCUUUGUUUGUUUGUUUGUUUGUUUGUUUGUUACGUGUGAUACUGUGUGACUCGGACUUUGAACCAAUGAAUUUGCUGCUAAGUCUUCUCUACACUUUGUUGACCAAUGAGACGUCGUCCUGUCGUCCGGCUCAGAACACGUUUUUCUUUCCGGAGAGUUCUGUGUGUAGUACAGCACUGUAACCCUACAGAGUGAAGACGGGCUGAAACCUACUUGUGUGAAGUAUGUGUGUUUUGCGCUAGUUUUCCAUCAUUUUGAAAACUGUGCGUGUGUUUUCAGUUUCGGUGGAAAUAUGACUGGUGUUUUUGCGGGUCUCGUGUGAGAUGUCAUGUGAAAUAAAUGUAAUCUGCAAAAAGAAAAAGAACGUGUCGAAUGUGAAUC